AUGAUAAUAUUAAAGGUUUUGUUUUUAUAUAAUGGUUUAAUAGAAAUAAUUCUGUGUUAUAAAAAGUUUGCUCCUCAUAGAUUGAAUAGCAUAAUUCAUGAGAAUAAUAAAAAUAGCAUAGGUACAUAUGAUAUUAAAUCGAAAGCUUUAAAAAAAUUAUAUGAAAGAAAAUUGAUUCAUUAUGUAAGUGAUAUAAGAAAUAUUGAUAAGAUAUUAUAUCAUAAUGAAAAUGAGAAGGAAAAAAAGAAUAGGAAAAGUGUUUAUGCAGGUAUUGAUUUAACAUGUAAAUAUUUGCAUUUAGGUAAUUUAGUACCGUUGAUUACUUUGGAUAUCUUACGUAAUCAUAAUACAGAUGUUAUAAUAUUAUUAGGAAAUAGUACAACCCAAAUAGGAGAUCCUUCAUUUCAAAAAGUUGAGAGACAAAAAACGUUGGAAAAAGAUAUAUUAGAGAAUGAAGAAAAUAUAAGAAGAACAAUAAUUGAAUUAUUUCUUCAAAGAGAAAUAUGUGAAGAUGAUAUAAAUGAAUUAAUUAAAAAAAGUAAUAUAGAAAGAGAUAAGGAAUUUAUAUAUGAAUCAGAUAAUAAAGGUUCUUUAAUUAUAUUAAAAAAUAGUUUAUGGUAUGAUAAAAUGAAUAUAAUUGAUUUUUUAAAAUAUGGGGAACAUUUUUCUAUUAAUAAAUUAUUAAGAAAAGAAUGUUUUCUGAAUAAAUUUAAAAAAAACCUUACAUUGAAAGAUUUAAAUUAUAUAACAUUACAAUCUUUUGAUUUUUUACAUUUGUUUAAUAAAUUUAAAACAUGUAUACAAAUAGGAGGAUCAGAUCAAUGGGGUAAUAUACAAUCAGGAAUAGAACUUGCUCAAUAUAUUUCGAAUACUCAGUUAUAUGGUUUAACAACUAAUUUAUUAGUAUAUAAAAAUAAUAUCAAAUAUAGUAAAUCUCAAUUUAAUGAGAAUAAAAGGUUACCUAUAUGGAUAGAUAAAAAUUAUAACUCUCCAUAUUUAUUCUGGAAUUUUUUAAGAAAUGUGGAAGACCAAAAGGUUCAAUCAUAUAUUGAUAUGUUGACAAAUUUAAAUAUAAAUAUAAAUGGAGAAAUUGAAAGUGUAUACAAUUCAAGUGAUCCAAAAAAUUUAAAUGAGACUUUGGAUGACUCCAAAAAAGAAAGUACUACUACUAUUAAAAAUAAUAAUAAUGAUGAUGAUCAUCAUAAUAAUAAUAAUAAUGUUGAAGACACAGAUCAUACUACUGAACAUAAUAAUUUUACUAAUGAUAUAUCAUUGCAAAAGAGCUAUGAAGAAAAAAUUAACCAAGCUAAAAAACAAUUAUCUGAUAGUGUUACUUCCUAUAUUUUUGGUGAAGACACUGUUAAAAAAAUACAUAAAAUGAAAGAUGUUUUAAAGAAUAAUGAUUUUCAUAAAAUUGAUAAUAUUGAUGAUAUAAAAGUAUUUCCAUUUAUUGAAAUAACAAUGGAACAUAUAAAUCAAAACAAAAUAAAUAUUUUAGAUUUAUUGAAAAAAUUUGAUAUUGCAUGUACUAACAAAGAAGCUAAAGAAAAGAUAAGUCAAAACUGUAUAUAUUUAAAUGAUAUGCUUAUAAAUGAUUCAAAAUAUCAAUUGAAUAUAAAUAACUUUAUAAAGCUUGAUAAUAAAUAUUAUGCAAUCCUCAGGUUAGGAAAAAAAACAAGUUAUUCAAUAAUAAUAAAAUGA
Plasmodium adleri (nom. inval.) is the source of this 1701-nucleotide messenger RNA. RefSeq names its product tyrosine--tRNA ligase. NCBI's taxonomy places the organism in Eukaryota, Apicomplexa, Aconoidasida, Haemosporida, Plasmodiidae. Gene Ontology annotation, molecular function: ATP binding; RNA binding; tyrosine-tRNA ligase activity. Gene Ontology annotation, biological process: tyrosyl-tRNA aminoacylation. Bases 1 to 1701 code for a protein of 566 amino acids. The transcript has a single exon. The record is from RefSeq and is a predicted model, not a curated record. Gene Ontology annotation, cellular component: mitochondrion; cytosol.